UCGGGACGAAAGGCGGAAGGUUUUCUCCCCCGGGAGGAAGCGAGAAGAUCAAAUAAGGAACCUAAAGAUGUCGGCAGUCAUAGUGGUGCAUGGUGGUGCGUGGGCAAUACCAAACGGCCUGGCCAAGGCUUCUGUUGAUGGAGUGAAGGUUGCAGCAUGUGACGGGUUUUCAGUGCUGCAAAGAGGAGGAAGUGCACUGGAUGCUGUUGAGGCAGCUGUGAGGGGUCUGGAAGAUAACACUGUGUUUGAUGCAGGGCACGGAGCAGUGCUGAAUGCUGAUGGAGAGGUAGAGCUGGAUGCCAUUAUCAUGGAUGGAAGGACACUUGCCAGCGGUGCGGUGUCUUCAGUGAAGAACAUUGCCAAUCCUGUGUCACUGGCACGGGCCGUGAUGGAAAAGACAGCCCACGUCAUGUUGACAAGCAGAGGUGCAAACCUGUUUGCAGAGAGCAUUGGCAUGGCCACAGUUCCCACUGAUACACUGGUGACUGAGAAUGAGAUGAAGGAGUGGAGGAAAAACAUCACCUUUUCUUGUCAUUCUAGGGCCCAUGAUACUGUUGGGGCAGUGGCUGUGGACUCUGCGGGCAAUGUUGCAUGUGCAACAUCAACUGGUGGGAUCAGAAAUAAAAUGGUUGGCAGAGUGGGAGACUCUCCUAUCAUCGGCUCUGGCGGAUACGCAGACAACUUUAUCGGUGCAGUGUCUUGUACUGGUCACGGAGAGUCUAUUCUUAAAGUCACAUUGGCCAGACUCAUUCUUUCACUUGUUGAACAAGGUAAAUCACUCGCCGAUUCUUCUCAGUUGUCUCUGAAGUACAUGGGAGACCGUGUCCUUGGUGCAGGGGGUGCUAUUGUAGUUUCUCCAUCAGGACAGUGGGCAGCCACCUUCACCACAGAACGAAUGGCCUGGGCAGCAGUGGAUCAUGAUGGUCUGUGGUAUGGAUUAGAACCAAAUGAAAGACGAAAAGAGCAGUUAUCCCAAUAACCAUUUUUACAAUUUUAAUCCUCAUUUAUUCCAUAAUAUCGUGAACGGUAUUUCUUAUGUUUUUUACUAAUUCACUAUGGUUUGGAUCACUCUUAUUGGGCAUUUGCUACGGUUGUUUGUAGCUUCGUCUUUCUAAUCUGUGAUGUUCAAGUUCGGUACUGUACUGCACAUAUAGUGAAAACUAGAAGAUGGUGGAUAUUAGAGUAGAGUCCAUACAUUAGACUAGUUUUGCUUUCCCCGUGAAUUCUGGAUUGCAUAGAACAUAUGCUGAUGUAGGAUCUCUGAGUUAUUCUAUUAAAUUCUCUUUUACAUUGUGUUAGUUUUUUUUCCUCCCAUUUCUGUUUGUCAACCCGAAACCAACUCCACUCGAUUCGAAUAAGGUCCAAACAUUUUACAUGAUAUUGAUCAGCUCAGGUUUGUCAAUAAAAUGAGCUGUUAAAAUGUAUUGAUUUAAGUACUGUAAGUCUGUGAAACAUAUCUGACAUUUUCUUUUUCAUCACAUGGAUAGUUUCAUCACAAGUGUUUAUAGUGUUUUUCAAGCACUUCUGGUAGAAAUGGACUAUUUGGGGGUUGUAGACAUAACAACAGCCUCAUUCAUGAACUUCCUCUUCAUUUGGCCAGCAGCAUUUUUGGCCUUGCCUAAUCCUCUGAAACAAUGGCGGCUCAAACAGAGACACUCACUAUCUACAAACCUGAUUAAGAAUUUAAAUGAGAUAGUGUGACCAUCCCCCACUGUGAUUUAAGUCAUAGAGGCAGCUGUUUCAUAUGGUGUUGUUUCACAUUUAAAAACUGGAUUAGGACUUAAUACAAUUUUUAAACUAUAGUUAUGGGGUAGAUGUAUCAAACUGAAAUAUAUGAUUGAAAUCUCUAAAUGAAUCUAAAACAAGAGUAUGUAAAAAAGAACAUGAUUGUGGACACUAUUGUGAUUGUGUGGGGACCACACUUUUUA
Molecule: messenger RNA, 1928 nt
Organism: Anarrhichthys ocellatus (wolf-eel)
Lineage: Eukaryota; Metazoa; Chordata; Actinopteri; Perciformes; Anarhichadidae
Product: isoaspartyl peptidase/L-asparaginase
Exons: 7
Coding region: 68-979 (303 amino acids)
Cellular component (GO): cytoplasm
Molecular function (GO): asparaginase activity
Source: RefSeq, a predicted model, not a curated record